AACACCCAAACGCUUCAGGAACGCUUGACACACGCUCCAUUUGUGCCGCUGUCGAAUUUGCAUCUGGUUGUGGUGUUGCAAAGGUGAUUACGUGCCACGGUAAACCUUGAUCCCAGUGUGCAUUGCAGUCAAAACAUAUCUGCCAUACCGUAUCCGUAAGAAUGGCCGUCGUUCAGCAAGCUGGAAAUAUGCAACAAAUGGCGUCUCACAGCGAAAAGGUGUUCCAGUGGAUAAAUGAAUUGUCGAACCCGGAAUCGCGCGAAACGGCUCUGCUGGAACUGAGCAAAAAGCGCGAAACCGUCCCGGACCUAGCGCCGAUGCUGUGGCACAGCUUCGGCACGACGGCGGCCCUGCUGCAGGAAAUUAUCCACAUCUAUCCGUCGAUCAAUCCGGCCACCUUGACAGCGCAUCAAUCGAACCGGGUAUGCAAUGCGCUGGCCCUGCUGCAAUGUGUCGCUUCCCAUCCGGAAACGCGUUCCGCCUUUCUGGCCGCCCACAUUCCACUGUUUCUCUAUCCGUUCCUGCACACCACCUCCAAGACGCGUCCCUUCGAGUAUCUUCGUCUCACGUCGCUCGGUGUGAUCGGAGCGCUGGUGAAGACUGACGAGCAGGAGGUGAUAACCUUUUUGCUGACGACGGAAAUCAUUCCACUGUGCCUGCGCAUCAUGGAGUCGGGCUCGGAGCUGAGCAAAACGGUGGCGACCUUCAUACUGCAGAAGAUUCUGCUGGACGACAGUGGUUUGUCGUACAUCUGCCACACGUACGAUAGGUUCUCGCAUGUCGCCAUAAUUCUGGGAAAGAUGGUAAUAUCGCUGUCUAAGGAACCAUCGGCCAGAUUGUUGAAGCACGUCGUACGCUGUUACCUUCGCCUCUCGGAUAAUCCACGUGCACGGGAAGCAUUGCGACAGUGCCUGCCGGAUCAACUUCGCGAUGGAACAUUUACGGCGUGUCUGCAGGAGGAUAAAUCGACCAAACACUGGCUGACGAUGCUGCUGAAGAAUCUGGAUACACCGGCCGGACCCGUUACCGAUCCGCGCCAGGUCGGCAUUGCUCCGCUGACCUCGUAAAAAGGGUAACGCUAAGUUAAGCAACCUCACACUUCAAGGGCUGUAACCGUGCAACCAGUGCCAGGAGAGUUGACGGCAGGCAACGCAGAGAAUCUCUUCUUCGUUGUCCGUUUUUUCCUUUUUUCAUUUGUUGAAAUACGAGCUAACAUAGCAAUCUAGAGUUAGACAAUGGCGAUCGAAGGCCGCUCGUUACGCUUAGACAUUAAAUUAUCGUCCAAUAAGAAAUUAA
This is a messenger RNA of Anopheles moucheti, 1296 nucleotides long. RefSeq names its product CCR4-NOT transcription complex subunit 9 (gene Rcd-1). Gene Ontology annotation, biological process: mRNA catabolic process; negative regulation of translation. The transcript is spliced from 5 exons. Lineage: Eukaryota; Metazoa; Arthropoda; Insecta; Diptera; Culicidae. Gene Ontology annotation, cellular component: CCR4-NOT core complex; P-body; CCR4-NOT complex. The record is from RefSeq and is a predicted model, not a curated record. The coding region runs from base 162 to 1067 and encodes 301 amino acids.